Molecule: messenger RNA, 2417 nt
Organism: Lolium perenne
Lineage: Eukaryota; Viridiplantae; Streptophyta; Magnoliopsida; Poales; Poaceae
Source: RefSeq, a predicted model, not a curated record
GUGAGAGAGGGAGAGGGAGAAGCAAAAGCAGUGCGACGUGUGCAUGGGUCUCUCGAGUGCAGUACAAUGGUGGGAGGAGUCGCAGCUGCGCAUCCUCGUGCUCGGUAGCCUCUUCCUCCAGUUCGUCCUCCACUUUUCUAAAGAUGUGCGUAGGAAGCCUAUCCUACGCAAGUUCAGAGUGCUGGUGUGGAUCGCGUACAUAGGCAGCGACGCACUGGCGAUCUAUGCCCUGGCCACCCUCUUCAACCGCCACAGACCGUGGGCAGAGGAUGAGGGGAGCACCGCCGUCGAGGUGGUAUGGGCGCCUGUCCUCCUCAUCCACCUCGGCGGCCAGCCAGAGAUAAGUGCCUACAGCCUCGAAGACAACGAGCUAUGGAGGCGGCAUGCCAUAAGCCUGGUGUCUCAGGUCACGGUCGCCUUGUACGUCUUCUUCAAGUGGUGGUCCGGCGAAAAGAGGCUACUUGGUGUGGCGGCCUUGCUCUUCGUCAGUGGCAUCAUCAAGUUCGGCCAGAAGCCAUGGGCCCUCAGGAGAGCUAGCUUUAAUAGCAUGCUGGACCUCGUUUCUAUCGACCCGCGACGAAGAGAGGUAGCACACCCUGGCGCCUCUGCCUGCUGGAUAUUAUGUGUUUCUAGCUUAGGAGAAAAAGAUCUACCAAGAGGAUUAGCAGCAGCAGAAGCAGAAGCAGAACAAGAAGGGCUCGAUAUUUCGCUUGAACAAUAUGUAAAGCAAGCAAAGGAGUGUGUACAGGACAGGACAGUGCGCAGUGAUGACCAAGAUCUUGAAGAUGACCCGCAGGCAUCAGUGGAGGGAUACCGUACGAUGCUUAAGAUUUUUUUCGACAUGUCUGCUACCUACUCUCAACGGCUUGCCAACUUGAAAUAUUGGCUGACAGUUGACGACAAGUUUGCAUAUUAUCCGUUGCAGGUUUUGCUCGAUCAUGCAUUCCGGAUGCUGUACACCAAGCAAAGAAUAAUGGACAUUGGUAUUCUUGCCUACUGCAUUUGGUACGUCCUCCUUCCAUUCCUGUCCUUAGCUUCCCUGGUGCUCUUCGCCAAGAGCCACAAAGAUGGUUACAGUGAGAAGGACGUCAGGGUGACAUACAUCCUGCUGAGCUGCAAUGUUGUGCUGGAGUUCUUACCUUACUUAUACAGUGCCCUCAGUUCAUUGCUACCCUGGUUCGAAAGCUGCUGGCGGUACACCACCGUAGCCUUUUUUAUGCUAUGUUUGUGUACAACGAGGGAUAGGGUUUCCAGGGACAGGAUUUUCCAGUAUAGCCUAAUGUCAUCCGUUGCUCGCACCAAGAAGCCCACCAUCCUCAUGGAGCUUGCUACCCUCAACUGUGUGAGAGGUUACAUCAACAAGCAUUGGUAUAUUGGGGAGAUAGUUGCAUCAACUCAUAUUACGAGGCUGCUACUUGGAUACAUGGAAGAUGGGUGGAAAGAAUACAUAAGCGACGCUGCUAGCUACAGAAGAUUCAGCAAUCUCAGGGGCCAAUGGACCUUGCGUCGCCUAGGAUUAGAGCAGCAGCAGCGUCAAGGAGUUGCGUGGAGCUUCAAGAUGGCCUUCGACAGAAGCGUCCUUCUCUGGCACAUCGCCACGGACCUCUGUUUUCACCACCCCAACACCUCCCCUCGAGGCCGCGACACCAACGCCACGCCCAUGCAACGCGGCAGGGAGAUAUCCAACUACAUGAUCUACUUGCUUUUCAUCCGUCCUGAGAUGCUAAUGCCUGGCACCAGACCGGGUCUCUUCGACCAUGCCUCCUAUGUUCUCGAGGAAGCCUUCAAGGACAGUAAGGCACCGCUCCACAGCGAAGAAAGGCUGGCGCUAGAGAUCAUGGACAUGGUGAAGUCGUCAGCCACUGCCCCAGGCCAUCUGAUUCGCGGUGCGUGCCGCCUCGCUGAUGCACUAAUGGAGCUCGAUGACGAGGGGAGGAGGUGGCAGUUGAUCCAGGGGGUGUGGGUGGAGAUGCUAUGCUAUUCUGCUGCUAGAUGCAGAGGGUACCUUCACGCCAAGAGCUUGGGUGACGGCGUGGAGUACCUGUCAUACGUCUGGCUCUUAUGGUCAUUCAUGGGGAUGGAGACCUUGGCCGACAGGUCGCAGAAGCCUGAGGAGCCUCCUCAAGGAGAAGAAGAAAUCACUCCUACAAGGGCAUCGGCUUUCCAGUCCAACUCCAACCAAACUGAACAAGAGAUUUCGAGCCUGGUUUGAGAAUUGAGAGGCGCAUUAUUCUUGAUUACUUGUUUGGAUUCAUUGCUGUGUUUGUUUUUCUGUCCCCUUUACCUAUUUUGGGGCCACUGUGCUGCUCUUGUUCUGCUGCUUUGUCUCUCAUUGGCAUUGCGAUGGAUUCUAAAAUAUGUGGUGGGACUCGGGUUCACCACUUCCACAUAACGGGCUAGGCCCAAAAUCUGUAUUU